AUGGCCCAUUUAUUAAAUAGCUUUACUCUUGUUUGUAAAGGGUAUAAUCUCCAUAACAAAUUUGUAUGGGAUACUAGAGAUUGUGCUUGUGAUUUUCGAGUCAAUAUUCAUGGAUGUCCUGAACAGGAAGUUUAUAUAAUCGCGGAUUGGAUUUUAAUCCCUUAUUGUUUAUUAUUAAGCAUUGUAGCUUCAAUUUGUUUAUAUCAAUUGAUUCAUGUAAAGAAGGAGCCUUUCUUCCUUCCUGCAAGAAAAGAUCGUGGAUUUUUGAGACCUCGACCCCAACACACUUGUUAUGCGUUGGCAUUGGUAUAUUGUCCUUGGAAGAUUAUUCAUAUGCUUCAGUUGCUUAACGACCUUUAUCCUAACGCCAUGUGGGCCGAAAUAUAUUCAACAGGAGCCAUUGAAAUAGAUACAACACUGUCUUCAAUGGGAUCCAUGAAAGGAUCAUUGAACCUAUUAAAAAGAAUAGAUAUCACAUGCAUCUCCAUCAUGUUAUCCCCCCUUGUUAUCUUUCUUCCCUUGGCCGGAAUGACUGGUCGUUAUGCAGAUAUUGGAAAUAUUGCAAAGGCGAAUAGUUAUUUCAUAGCGCAUAAUAUCUGUUGGGCCAUAUGGGGAAUCCUUUACAUAGGGGCGAUGGUGUAUUUCUGGUCACGAAUUUUUCCAAGUAUUUUAGAAAACGUUGAUUUGACAAUGAAUAAUGAGAAAAAUCCCGAAUUGGAAUUGAAACUUGAGCAAUUUAAACAAAGCCGUGAUAAAAUCACCAUUCCAGGCACGUGGCAAUUAAUUCCGGCAUGCCUUUAUAUUUUGGCCCUAGUAUUCUACGGAGCCUUACAUAGAACGAAUACGAUAUUUAUCUAUGGGAUCAAUAUCGCCUACCUAAUAAUUUGGCAGUAUGGAAUUCCCAUUGCAAUUCACAUUUCGCAAUGGGUCAUGAUUUACAACACUUACGUAACAAAAUUGCCGGGAUCCAAGUUACGUGUAAAUAGUAUAAUAGGAGUUCGUCGUGAAGGAACUGAUACGACAAUUAAUGGUCAAACUACCGAUUUUGGAGAGAUACAUUUGUCAAUGAACAGCUCAUUUGAUAAUUCGCUCAGUCAGAGUCCCAUAUCUCCUAAACGUAAUACUAGACAAGGUUCUUUUCAUUCAUUUUAUGUUGAUGAUAAUUAUUUCAGAUCAAAAAAGGCUGAAUGGGGAAAUUAUGAAGGAUCAAGUCCAAGGCAUUCAAUCAAUUCAUCAUCUGAUGCCACAACUUUAACAACCGCAUCUAAUAAUGAUAAUAGCAGUUCUACUAAUAUCUUUGAAAUGUGGUAA
Molecule: messenger RNA, 1311 nt
Organism: Funneliformis geosporum
Lineage: Eukaryota; Fungi; Glomeromycota; Glomeromycetes; Glomerales; Glomeraceae
Source: the annotation of a GenBank genome assembly